GUGCCACGGGCCACGGCCCCAAGAUAGCGAGCGGCAUUCCACCGGCAGCACCCAAUCCGUCGCCCAAGCGAACCAGGGAGCCAUGGCUGCGGCGGCGGCGGCGGCCGGGACCGAGGAGGUGCCGAACCGGCGGGUCAUCCUGAAGCGGCACGUCACGGGCUUCCCCGCCGAGGACGACAUGGAGGUCGUGGCCGGCGCCGCGCGCCUCGCCGUGCCGCCGGGGUCGGCGGCGGUGGUGCUCAAGAACUUGUACCUGUCCUGUGACCCCUACAUGCGCGGCCGGAUGAGCAAGCACGACCGGCCCAGCUACGUCCCCGACUUCGUCCCAGGGGAGGUUUUGGCUGGCCACGGUGUGAGCAAAGUGGUAGCAUCUGGGCACCCGGAUUUCAAGGUUGGCGAUCACGUCUGGGGCAUAACCGGAUGGGAAGAAUACACUCUCAUCCCAAAUCCAGGGUCCCUUUCCAAGAUCAAUCACCCGGAAAUGCCUCUGUCUUACUACACAGGUGCUCUUGGCAUGCCUGGGCUUAGUGCAUACGCUGGAUUUUAUGAUGUGGCCAAGCCUAAGAAAGGCGACUACGUCUUCGUUUCAGCGGCAGCAGGAGCUGUUGGUCAGAUUGUUGGCCAGCUUGCUAAGUUCACUGGCUGCUAUGUGGUUGGAAGUGCUGGUUCUGAUGAGAAGGUAAAUCUCCUGAAAACCAAGUUUGGCUUUGACGAAGCUUUCAAUUACAAGAAAGAGCAGGAUCUGAAUGCUGCAUUGCAGAGGUACUUCCCGGAGGGCAUCGACAUCUACUUCGAGAACGUGGGUGGCACAAUGCUAGAAGCCGUGCUGCUCAACAUGCGCGUGCACGGCCGCAUCACUGUGUGUGGGAUGAUCUCUCAGUACAACCUGGAGCAGCCAGAGGGCGUACGAAACCUGUUGAGCUUGAUCACCAAGCGUGUACGGAUGGAAGGUUUCCUUGUCUCGGACUACUUGGGCGAGUACCACAGGUUCGAGGAGGAGAUGGUGAGUUACCUCAAGGAUGCCAAGAUUGCCUAUGUUGAGGACGUCGCCGAAGGGCUUGAGAAUGCACCAGCAGCACUCAUUGGGCUCUUCGCAGGGCGCAAUGUUGGCAAGCAACUGGUCGCCGUUACCCGGGAGUAAUGUCAUGUUGCGUCGCUUUCAGCAACCAUGUUCUGCAUGCCCUAUCCACCUCGUUAUCUGACCAUUGCCCGCUCCUGCUCUCCGAGAGACGGGCGUCAAAUCCUUCAAAUUUGAAAAUUUUUGGACAAUGCUCCUGGAGUUCAGGGACACAGUAACACAGGCAUGGAAUACGCAAUCUCA
This is a messenger RNA of Setaria italica (foxtail millet), 1321 nucleotides long. Its product is annotated as 2-alkenal reductase (NADP(+)-dependent). The coding region runs from base 83 to 1141 and encodes 352 amino acids. Gene Ontology annotation, molecular function: 2-alkenal reductase [NAD(P)H] activity. The record is from RefSeq and is a predicted model, not a curated record. NCBI's taxonomy places the organism in Eukaryota, Viridiplantae, Streptophyta, Magnoliopsida, Poales, Poaceae. The transcript is spliced from 5 exons.